Molecule: messenger RNA, 1092 nt
Organism: Trichobilharzia szidati
Lineage: Eukaryota; Metazoa; Platyhelminthes; Trematoda; Strigeidida; Schistosomatidae
Source: the annotation of a GenBank genome assembly
AUGUCAGAAAUCUGUAUCUAUUCAAAAUCUGAUGAAACAGUAAACAUAACAUCGUAUGGAAAUCCAGUUUUAUCCAAUAUUAAUAAUGAACAUAAAAGACAUGAAACUAAUGAUUUAUAUAAUAAAGCAUUAUGGGUUAUAUCUAAACUACAAAACAAUGAAUCUAGCAUCCCUGUAGAUGUUAAAAGUAAUGAUAACCAAAUGGAUAUUACGCAAACGAAUAUUGUAAAUAAUUUAUCUGUAUCAACAAAUCAUUUGAAAUACUUUUUAAAAAUGAGUAAAAUUAAAACAAAGUUAAAAUCAAGUGAACAUUUAAUUUCACCAGUUAGUGGUGUUUAUAUUCUGCCACCAGAAGUAUCUCAUUUGAAUAUAUCUAAUGAAUCAAGUGAAACGAAGAGUUGUACAUCUAAAAAUAAUGAUAAUAAGAAUGUAUUCUCUGUAAUUCGUUCAUUGAAAGCAACAAAAAUGCUGGCCAAAAUACCAAAUCGUAUUGGAGAAUAUAUAUGUCAGUUAUGCUUUAAAUGGUUUCCAGAUGCUUUCAGUUUAGCUGAACAUCCAUGCCCAUGUAUGGCUAAUUUAGCUUAUCCAUGUGAAAUAUGUGGUAAAGUGUUCAACUGUCCAGCUAACUUAGCAUCACACCAGCGUUGGCAUAGACCUCGGACAAGUAAUCAUAAAAGUAUUCACAGAAAUGCAUAUGAAAAACAAAACCCCCAGACCCAAUUAAUAAAUAUAAACAUAUCAAAUAAUUAUAAUGUUGACAAUUUAUUGAAGCAAAAUCAUAUACCAAGUGAAUCAGUAGAUCGACAGAAUACAUCAUUUUAUUCAGAACAUAUUAAUAAUGUGUUUAGAACAAACAAAAGGUACAAAAUACAAGAUGAAGAGGUCAACGCGAAAAUCAACAAGGAAGAAGAAAUGUACAAUAACUUUGAAAUGAAACCAGAGAUGCCCGACAAUCAUGAACCACCAGUAACGUACACAGCAAGCACUAUGCACAUCUCCACAAAGAUUCACUAUUCCAGCUCAUCAGUAAAUAUCAAAUGUUCAACUACUAAACGAAUUAAUCCAUUUUCUGUUGAAGCACUUUUAGCUUGA